Molecule: messenger RNA, 1460 nt
Organism: Arabidopsis lyrata subsp. lyrata
Lineage: Eukaryota; Viridiplantae; Streptophyta; Magnoliopsida; Brassicales; Brassicaceae
Product: B3 domain-containing protein At1g05930
Exons: 2
Coding region: 130-1152 (340 amino acids)
Molecular function (GO): DNA binding
Source: RefSeq, a predicted model, not a curated record
UGGAAAAAAAGACCUAUUUAAUAACGUCAACACAGGCACUUUCUUUUUACUCAUUCUCAUUCUGUCUCUAAACUUUCCUUCUUCCUCAAGCUUCUCUCUCUUUGAUCUCGAGUUAGGGUUCCGAUCAUAAUGACAACAAUCGACGAUGAUCACACGGCUGAGAGAAAUAAGAUGGGGUCGACCUCGGAGCUUUAUGAGUUGGCGGGUGUCAAGGCUACGUUGAAUGAUGCAGAACAACGCGCAAGAAAAGGAAAAGCCAAGAUUGUCUCUAAAGAAGAAGACAACGUCUUUAUCAAAAAGAAAAAAGACGAUGACGAAGAGAGCGAGAAGAAGAAAUUCUUCAGUCAUGUCCCCAGAAAGAUAAGGCCUGCGCUUAGAUACCCACAACCUAACUUUGAAAACCCUAAUGGGGCUUCUACUUCUUCUUCAUCGCCUUGUUCUUCAACCUUACCCUUUGGAAACUACAUCCCUGAUGAGUACAAGAAGACAGAGAUGAAAAACCCAUCAAACACUAAUCACCAAUGGUCUCCAUAUCCGUGGCUAACGGAGUACACAAACCCCACCGAGGUGCGUGAGAUGUUACAGAGAAGGAGUAGUGGUGGAUUCAAGAAACCGAAGGUAACUUUUUUUCCAAGGAGGACGUGGGGGAUGCCGUGGUGGCAAUUUCAGGUGAUGAGAGACAUGAAUGGAGAAGACCUGACACUAAUCUUAGAGAAGACUCUGUCCAAAUCUGAUGUCAACCCAACACUGGGCCGUCUCUUAAUGCCUUUCAACAGCUUAAUCAGGAACGAGUUCUUGACGCCUGAGGAGCGGAGUAUCAUAGAAGAAGAUAUCGACAAUGAUGAUGAUGAGAAGAUGGAAGUGGGAGCCAUUCUCGUGGAUCCAAGGUUUGAAAAGUGGGGUGUGGUUUUGAAGAAAUGGGAGGUGGGGAAUCAUUCAGGAAACGUAAGCUGGAAUUACUGUUUGACUUGUGGUUGGAACGAUGUUGUUAAGGCUAAUGAUUUGAAAGACGGUGACAACAUCGGUGUUUGGGCGUUUAGGUGCGGUGGAGUCCUCUGUUUUGCCCUUAUGCCGUGGAAUCCUAUGUUUGCCCUUGUUCCUCCUCUUACAUUGAGACAGAGUAGCUCUUCCAAUGCUCUCCGUCUCUGCUAAGCUUCUUGUCUCUGUGGAGAUUGAUCUUCUUCUUGUCUAAGUUCAAGCGAUUCUAGAGGUUUUUGUUCAAGUAAUGGAGGUUUCAUUAUCAACGUUGUGGUUUUUAUUGAUUGAUUUUACACCUUGUUGGCUUUUUUCCUCUGUUAUUAUUAUUAAGCUUGUUGUUUCUGAGUCUAUACUAUGAUUCGAUGACUACUUUGACAUAAGCAUGCUUAUGUGGUCUCUUGGACUAUUAGAUAGCAAAAUCCAAUUUUGAUUACUAAGUCUAAGAACGAACUGAUGAAUGUUUUUAACAUGACUCUGGUUUU